This is a messenger RNA of Misgurnus anguillicaudatus (oriental weatherfish), 2703 nucleotides long. Lineage: Eukaryota; Metazoa; Chordata; Actinopteri; Cypriniformes; Cobitidae. The record is from RefSeq and is a predicted model, not a curated record.
CGCGUUAACGCAUGCGAUUAAUUUGAAAUAUUUAACGCGUUAAAAAAAAUUAACGCAAUUAACGCGGUUGCAUUUUUUUUUAUUUCCGGUUGUGGCCCAUGUGUGUUCAACGUGCAAAGAAAUAUGGAUAAGACCAAGGAAGGAGUUUUAGACGGAAAGUUUCAAUAUAAAACUCUGCCGGAUGGUUCUGUGGAUAAAACAAAAGUAAUCUGUGCAUUUUGCAAAGCCGAAUUUAAUUACCACAGAAGUAAUUCGUCUUUGGCAUAUCACUUAAAAGCAAAACACCCCACCGAAACCAUCUCUACGGGGCCUCGCCAAUGUAAAUUGCAGGAGUGCGUUCGUGGUAAAAUGACAAGAUCUGUAAGUGAUAAGGUAAUGAAUGCUUUGGUUAGUUGGAUAGCUAAAAACUGCCGACCCAUCAACAUAGUAGAUGACGAUGGACUGCGGGACAUCAUAAGAACUGCAUCCGGAGACGCCUCAUACAAUAUGCCCUCAAGAGGAACCAUCAUGUCAAAAAUACACACUUUGUAUGACGAUGAGAAGGCACGGAGGAUGAACACAUUACAGCAAGCGACACACAUCGCACUGACAGGGGACCACUGGACUUCUGUGAGCAAUGACAACUACUUAGGCAUCACAGCGCACUUCGUUGAUAAAGAAUGGAAAUUGCAUUCAUUCGCACUAACCGUGUCUAAAACUGAGGAACGACAGUACGCUGAGGCAUGUGCGGAUCAUUUUCUCGAUGUGGCAAGGGAAUGGGAAAUCGAGGACAAGUUAAGCACACUUGGCACUGACAGUGCUCGUAAUAUGGUUGCUGCCGCGAGACUACUUCCAUUUGAACACCUGCCCUGCACGGCCCACAUUUUGCAACGAACUGUCACAGUUUCCAUUCACGGCAGUGGAUUUGAAAGUGUCCUAGCUAAAUGUCGCAAGAUCGUUGGGCACUUUAAGCAUAGUCCAUCCAACGCUCACGAACUAAUGGAACAGCAAGUUGCAUGUGGACAGAAACAAGAAUCUCUCGUUCAGGACGUUACGACUAGAUGGAAUUCUACCCUAGAGAUGGCCAAGCGAAUUCAGCGAAACAAAUCUCCACUGACCACUACCCUGGCUCAGCAAAAGAGCAAUGUUGCCAUGUUGACUACACAGGAGCUCGCCAAACUGCAAAAGCUGGAGGAACUACUUGAACCUUGCAGAUAUGUAACUGAACUGCUGGGAGGAGAGCAGUACAUCUCCUGCUCAGUGGUAUUGCCAGCCUUGUGCCACUUGUUCAAAAUUAUGGAGUCCACAGAGGAUGAUCCAGCCUAUGUAGUAAAAUUCAAAAAUGAUUUUACUUCAGACCUAUCUAGGAAGGACAACACUAAUCUCACAUGGCUGAAGAUCGCUACUGCAAUUGACCCAAGGUUUAAAGACCUAAAGUGUCUUCCCAAAGAUGAAAGGAAUGAGGUGUGGGCUUCACUAAGCAAGCUGUUAAUGGCACAGAGUCCUGGAAAACAAGAGUCUAAAGAGACAACAGACCAACAGCCACCAAAGAAGAGAAGGAUCUCCGUCUUGCUGGUUUCUUCUGAUUCAGAGUCAGAUGAAGAAGAAGAGUCCAUAGAACAGUGUCUUAACCGCUACAAAGCAGAGCCCAAAUUGCACAUGGAGGGUUGUCCACUACAGUGGUGGAAAAAGAGAGAAGCAACACAUGCAAGGCUGGCACCAAUAGCAUGCAAGUAUCUGUCAACCCCUGCUACAACGGUGCCUUGUGAGAGACUGUUCUCACUCUCAGGUCACAUCGUUCAAAAGAAAAGGGCCACAUUGUCCCCUGAUAAUGUCAACAGACUGGUCUGUCUCAGCAACUGGCUGAAUGUAAAGGAGGACUAAGCAAAAUAGUUUCUACUUCAUAAUUAAUGUUCUCAACUCUCAGCAAUACAACGUUACAAUGAGUACAAUUGUUUGUAUUCAUUCCUUUAUUAUUAUUAUAUUUUCCAAUUUCCAUAUUUGCAAUGACUAUACUUUGGAAUUUUUUUGCAGUCCACUUAGAAUUCAACAUGGAAAUCAUUUUUGUUUUUUAUUUGCAUUGAUUGUUUUGAAAUUCAAAUGGCACUUACAUGCCUGUUUUUAUUUCUGUAAUAAAUAUGGCUUUCAAGCCAACAGUUAAUUUGGAGGAUAUUGAUGGUUUAUUGCAGGUAUGUUGUUUACAUGAGAAAAUCUGUGUUACAAGUUAAACAAAAAUUCCAAUAAACAAUCAUAUUUUGAAUUUAAAUAGUUUCUUUGUCUUGAGUUUACAUUAAUUAUUUACGUUUUACAUUUACAUAUCCAAAAAGUUUGUCUUUUAAUUGCGAUUAAUCGCGAUUAAUUUCAAAAGAUUGUGCGAUUAAUUAGUUAAUUUUUUUUAAUCGAUUGACAGCACUAGUAAUAUGCUAUUGCCGCAAUAGUUAGCCUGUCUGGACCGAGCUGACUUAAACCACUAUAAUGUAUGACACUUGCAUUACAUGCGAACGGCCCCUACGCUAAUAGAACUCUGUUUUUGUCUCCCUGUCUCGUCCUCGACCCCGAGGACAAUGAGACAAACAGACCCAGUUCCUGUUGCUGUGAAGGUCAUCGCACCACUGAUCUACUGGCUGUCCUUCAACGUGAUGCCUAGCCGAUGCCCGACCAACGACCACCGGCUAAACCAGUUUAAUCCGCUUACCCGCCUCCUAUCCCUACCGUAUAUAUAUA